AUGGAUGGGCUUGAUCUACAAAGUACAGUAAUUAGUGUUAGUAAUGAGAGAAAUAAAGAAAAUAUACCAGAAAAGCACAAGCAACCCAGCAAAAUAGCACUAUAUGCAAACAUCUACAGCUCGCUAACAGAAGCAUAUGAAAGAAUAGAUAGCAAUAAGAUAAAAUACGUAGUAUUUGCAAUUCUAUAUGCUCUGGCUAUAGUAGUUUGCAUCACAGGAAACUAUAUAUCGAUUAAAUACACCUUGCCAGCCUAUCUUCUGCUUUAUAGUGCAGUUUUGCUAAUGAUGCCAAUAUGCGAAGACAAUGAAAGCGUAUAG
This is a messenger RNA of Nematocida ausubeli, 318 nucleotides long. RefSeq lists its product as uncharacterized. The transcript has a single exon. Bases 1 to 318 code for a protein of 105 amino acids. Lineage: Eukaryota; Fungi; Microsporidia. The record is from RefSeq and is a predicted model, not a curated record.